This is a messenger RNA of Phytophthora nicotianae INRA-310, 6231 nucleotides long. RefSeq lists its product as hypothetical. The transcript has a single exon. Gene Ontology annotation, molecular function: protein binding; ubiquitin-protein transferase activity. The record is from RefSeq and is a predicted model, not a curated record. The coding region runs from base 34 to 4245 and encodes 1403 amino acids. NCBI's taxonomy places the organism in Eukaryota, Oomycota, Peronosporomycetes, Peronosporales, Peronosporaceae.
CAUUUCCUUCUGUCUGGACCAGUGCGCGGCAAGAUGGACAUGCGGUCGAAGGCGUACCCGGCGCUGCCGGAUUGCCGCGGUCUAUGUCUGGUGAUCCCGCGUGCCGGAGACCUGCGCUUCCGCCCGCAGAUUCCAGCAGCCUUCAAGCAAAGGCUGUACAUCCACGCGGAUCCGCGCCGCCGCUUCUGGUACGCGCGCUUUCAAGUGCGGCGCAAAUUCAUCGUGAUGUCGACGCAGGGAGACCUGUACGCCAAGACCAGCGUGGCCACCUUCACGAUGGCUGACCUGCCGAAGCAGAACGUGCUCAGCAUGCCUCGUGUGGCACGUGGAGACCUCGUGAAGGUGUUGGACCUCGUGCAGUGCUCAAGAAGUGAGGGGCAGCAAUGGGAACUCGUAUUCACGCGCUGGCGCAACGGAAUGGAGACGUGGCUGCCGCUGGAGGUAGUGCAACUUUACGCGACCAAUCUGCUGCAGGAAUUCUUCGUCAACAGUAUUAACUCGUGGGCCUUCCACGGCCGCUUGCAACCGGGAAACCUCUCAGCGUACCGAACAGAGGUGGAACUUUGGCUUUUUCACCCUGAAUUCCAGGAAUUCUACAAGCGAUUACGCCUGAAGCGAGCAGGUGGUAGUACAGCGUCGAAUCCGCAGCAGCAAGCAAGACAGACGUCGGAUCGGGUACCUAUUAAACCGGAGCAAUUGACGGCUCCUGUAAAUACUUCACAUACAUCGCCAGCACCACACCCAACGCAAACAGCACAUCCACCAGCUCUUGUAACAACAGCGACGGAAAGUGACCCAUCAGAAGCCGUGAUUCGGGAAUUUGAGCAGCGAAGACUUGCGAGGGAACGUCAGGAGCGUCAGGAACAACUUGAUCGAGAUCGCCAACAGCGGUUGCUACAAGCGCAGCAGCAAAGACAACGACAGCAACAACUACAGGAACAAGAACGCCAGUGGCGUCUUCAGCACGAACAACAAAGGAAAAGAGCGCACGAAGAGCUACAAAGAAGCCAAAAGGAAUAUCAGCAGCGGCUUCGAAUGCAGCAGGAACGAGAAAAACUAAUGGAAUUGCAGCAGCAAGAGCAUGGAAGGCAGCAGCGAGCAAAAGAACAAGAACAAUUGCGCCAGAGGUUGCAACAGGACAAAUCUCAGAAGAAGAAAUCUGUUCACAAGCAGAUACCUACACAUCGGCAAGAAACGCCGAUGCGAACGCAACUUCGACCUAAAGAACGGCCAAACAAGUCUGACUCUCACUCCUCCCAAAAGUCAAAAGAUAAACAUUCCAGCUCCAUUUGGAAUGAUGGUGGGGAUGAUGAGUACGUUCCACCAGAGGCAAGCGACAGUGAGGAUAGCGACACCGGUGAGGAUAGCGAGGUGAGUGAGGACAGCUUACGUAGCCGGCCUAUCCGAAAGCGCCGCCGAAAGCGAUUAUUAUACUCCCAAGUAGAGCUUGAAGACGACGAUGAUGAAGACCUUCCAGACCUGUCACAGCCUCGAACCCGUCGACGGAAAACACUUCAAAGCAGUAGUGAAGAUGGUUCUCCUGUUGGGACGCCUACGCGGGCAAGUAAAAAACGCAGAAGAUUACGGAAGCCCGAUUCGAAUGGAGGAAAAAGUAGCGGUGUUGAUGUUGACCUCACGCAGGUAUCAGGUGAUGAAGAAGAAACAGACAAUUCAGUGGAGUUGCUGGCGGAAAAUGGGGUUACCACGCCAGUACAAUCGAAUGGAGGAGAAGCUGGUGAUGGUGAGGUUAUUUCAGAACUUGAUAUUGAUCUCGACGACGAUUUAGACUUUGAGCCUUCAAUACUUAUUGGAAAGAUUCAGUGCGUGUGCGGGGUUACCUCUGUUGGGGGGUAUCGCGGACAAUGGCUCCAGUGCUGGAAAGAAGAUUGUGGUGUUUGGGAGCAUGCCGACUGCGUUGGAUAUUUGACAAGUUUUGAAACCCGUCCACCUCUGAAGUACCUCUGUAGUCGUUGUGAUCCUGAAGUAUACUCGACACGCUGCAUGAAAGCAUCCCACCGAAUACUGGAUUGGCUAUUUCAGUGUUGUGGCAGUAGGAACUCAAAGAAGUUGAUGGAUUUACUGGAAGACAACACUGGCGUUGCAAAUCUCCCUUCCGACUGGAAAAAUGCAAAUUACGAUAACAGGACUCUGGCGAUGCAUGCAGCACGUAAUGGCCUUGUGAAGUGCUUGUUUUAUUUGCUGGAUAAGCGCAAGGUGAACCUUUUUGAGACGGAUUCACGAAGUCGUAACGCACUGCACCACGCUGCGCUUGGGGGAUCAGUCCGGUGCUGUCAGGCAUUACUGAAACGCGAUCGAAAACUGCUGCUUCACCAAGAUUUGCGGGGGUGCAUGCCUUUUCACUUAAUGCUGCAAUCAGCUAAAGUAAACCGUCUGUGCGUCCCAUUUAUCAGGGAGGACGCGGCGCUAGUGGGUAUGGGUGACCUAGACUCCAAUUUUCCGAUUCACUAUGCUUGCCAGGCUAUCAACAAGAGCACAGUAGAGAUAUGCCAAAUGAUCUUCACUGCUCAGCCGUCAAUGCUUCAGGAGAAGUCCAGCGAUGGUUUGUAUCCCCUGAUGAUUUUGUGCAAGGCAACUGACACUGCUACUGCAAUACGAAAUAGGGCAGUCAAUGCGGGCGAAGUUUGCACAAGUGCGAAGGAUAUUAUCGCGUUGAUGCUUGAUGUCGACGUGUUUGGAGACUGCUUGAACCAGACGGCACCUAACGGGUGGCCUCCACUUCAUUUCGCUGCAGCGUCGGGCAAUCACGAGCUUGUUACACAUCUUUGUAAUAUUGGGCUCUGUGAUGUGCAGCAUGCUGCGAAGGGAUCUGAUCAAACAGCUCUUCACAUUGCGGCACAGAACAAUCAUCCUCUGUGUGUCCGUGCACUUCUUCUGGAAGGAUUAAAUGUUGUGGCAAAGGAUACAGAUGGGUGGAUUCCAAUGCUGUACGCGCAGGAUGCCGCCUGCGUUCAAGAAUUUAUGCACUACAAGCUGACAAAGCAGCUUUCGAGGCUGCAUCGAAUGCUGGGCAAAUUCCAGCAGAGAGGGCUUGUCUGUCGGUGGCAGCGACGUGUAGCACGGGACCCGACCUGCUUUGAUAUUCUCAAUGAUUGGUGCCAGAGUGAUACUGAGCGGAUCGAGCGAAUGGAAGGACUUUUACUGUCGAACCCUUUCUUACUUCGACUGGAUAACAAGAUGGAUUAUGUUUGGAAAUACAUUAUCCAAUCUAUCAAGAACUCUCCUGGCCAGUGCUCGAUUGGCCGUGAAAACGGAAAAGCGGGCACUCAGCAGUCAGGGCAGAAGAAGCUCGCUUUCACUUUCUCGCGCAAACACGGUUGUUUUUGGAAGCAAUUCGUUGGUAUGGGAAUGAGGCUAGAGCCUGAAGACUUUCGUUUGCCUAUAAUUUUCUCCAUUGACCGGAAUCACACGAACAACCAAGGUGCCGAGAAUCGAGAGGGUAAUCUGAAGCUUGUGCUGAUUCGACUUGCCGCUGGAUUGCUCAAAGAAAUGCCUGGUUUGCUUGUACGCGGUUCAAAUUGCGAUUUGGAGAAGAAUCCACUGUCUGCAGACAAGGAGGAGCUGGCAGCUCAAUUACUUGGCUUUUUCGUGCUGGGUGAGCUGGUUGCACACUUUGUGCUUUUUGCAGUGCCGUUGAGUGGAAUUCUGGACUUCACUGCUGCGUUUCUGCGGUGCAUCGCUUGCAAAGGGAGAUAUCGCCUGGCACAUGAUAAGCCUUGGAAAAACGCUGGGCGCUCCUUUGCUGCGGGAUUCGAGGCUGUGCUGCCAGCAACCCUAGAGCUUUUUCACGCGGAUGAACUUCGGGUGCUCUUUAAUGGCCCAGAGACGAGCCUCAACGCUUUGCAGAUUGACUGGAAUUCCGCGGUUGAUUGGAAUAUGUGCGGGCAAGAAGUAAUGGGAGAUAAUGAUGUCGAAAACGCGAAGACGUGGCUGCCUCGCUUGAUGAAUGAGCUGGUUGAGGAGGAGCAACAGCUUUUGUUGCUGUUUAUGACGGGCACAUUCCAGUUGGUAAACGAACGAUUUUUUCGGUCUGAAGGGAGUUCUGGUCGUAUUACUGUCGAGUCUUUCCCCGAGACUGACAGCAUAUUCGACCACGACGCCAUGUUUCCUACGAUGGAGCACAAACCAGAUAUACUACGACUUCCGUCAUAUUCAUGCUACGAAGCUUUCAAGAAGGGGGUGCUAGCUGUCAUUCGUCACACCGAUAAAGCAUUUCUUCCGGAAUAAUGUAAAUGGAGUUUGAAACAACUGAUUUGUGCUUACGGGAGUUCGAAGAGAUAGUUCUGCAACAACGUGACUACUGGAAUAUCUAUGAGCUCUGCAAAGAGAUCGUCGACUUCCUCGCGCGUGCUCACACACUCCAAUUCAUCUGCUCGGAAGUUGAAAAGUGCAGCAGCAAAAACGGCAACGAGCUCUAAUGAAUCGUAGCCAAUGACGCGGUCCCAGAGUAGGAGGACUUGAUCAAUGUCUAAUACGCCCGAGAAAGCACUCUGAAUCCACGAGAAGGCAAUAUCCAAAGGUGUGAUGCCAAUAUUUCUGAGAUGGAAUACAACGGCGGGACUUGAGCGCGCGACAAGAUCUUCAAACAACUUGCAAAGAGGAAAGAUCGUUCCUCGUUCAGUACGGAUAGCAUUGAGCUUGCUCCAGUAGCGAGUGUACAUCUCACGGAAUACGUAGUAGAUUUCUACAGGAUCCGCGUAGAGAUAAGCAAGUGGAGCCAUGUACAUGACGAGGCCACUGAAAGGCAACACUCCGUUUGGAGGGACUCGGCACUCGGUCACGUCAGGCGUGGCGUCGUCUGGCUGUAAAUCUGCUGUUUGUGGAAGUCCAGCUCCAGACAGAGAACAUGUCACGGUACCAUUCACUUGCAGUGCGUGUGCCUUGACGUAUGUAUCCCGUGUGAAUGCCAUGAGUACGCUUUCGAGAUGGUCUUGGAAAACGAAGUAGUCACAGCUGUCGAUCGUUUGCUGGAGAUCAAGCAAGUACAUGUCGUCCGUGAGGUAGGCCCACUGCGCGGCAUGCUUUUGUAAAUGUUCGAAGUAGCUCCGAUCCUGUGCGGUGACCGGUACCGACAGAGCCUGUCGCCAUAUCUGUUGACACGUAGAACCAAAGUGGUCAUUUGAGUGAUCAUGGAUUUUUGAAGUUAUCCUACCUGGGGUCGCAAACUGACAGGGCAUCCUGUCUUGGAGUACUGACGAGCCAUUGACACACUUUGAUGUGCUAGAACAAGAUCGCCGACACGGUUUUUCUCAGCGAUGAAAGCACUCCUUUGCGCUGGGAAAAGCUCAUCCAGUCCAAUUUGACCGUAUCCAGGGGCUAGCUCUGGGAAUAAUCGUCGAUAUUCAGGAAAGGGUGGCGAAUAGAGCUCAAACUGAAUCGAACCUGCACCACCGCCGAGUGUCAGUUUCUGUGCAAUGAAAGACAGAGCAGAGUGCAUACCCCAAGUGCUUGGUGACAGCUCCAUCGGCUCACGAGUUCGGUUGGGUGGCUCGAUGGCUUGAAGUGAACGCAGCAGAUCGAUUCUAGUGUUAAAAGAAUAUUACGUCAAAAAGAAAGUAUUGGUUUGGCCGACCGAUAGCUUCAUGACGUACCCGUCGUAGAGAAAUCGUGCAUUUAGUUUUUUGCUCAGCUUGGGAGAUUUCAUACUCUCCUCCUCGAGUGUGGCUGUCUGUCCAUCAUCGCGAUCUGGUGUUUCCACGGUCGCUUUCGGGGCUAUCAGUGGCCGUCCGAGCUCACUCGCAACCCUCAGCAUCUCGUCGCUCGUGAUUUUCUCCCAGUUGUCGCGCGCAGCCCGAACGACGUCGAGACUGCAACCAUCCGCCAUGCGCACCCCCGGCAGCAAAAGCCCAUCGUUUGGCGAGCAUCUCAACUGUUUCUUCGACGCUGCAGUUGCACUCUGCAUGGCCUCGCAGUGCAGAUCGAUCACCGUGCGCUUGAUGAGCCCAAGCAGCCCCAUCUUUUCCAGCAGGCAGUACAUGAGCGGAUUGUCCAGUGUUUGCAGACUCUGCACCUGAUCUACCGAAUACUGCUGCUGUGUGAGCUCCAUUUUGACAGCGUGCUUCCACUCUUUCACUUGGUCCAGAGCUGCCAGCCGUUCUGCCAGCAAAAUCGCUUUUUCCUCGAGCCCCAUUUCCUUCUCGUAGCGCACUGCCACCAUCGCUCAAAAGGCACACUUCAACUCGUUUCUGAACGUCAUAAAGCACUUUUUCUGGA